GUGUGUUGGGGGCGCGUGUUGAAAAAGAGGAGUGCUGCCAAAGUUUGGGUCAGAUCGGCUCGUGGAGUAAAGCAGUCAAGAGAGACUUGGACUAGAGUUUAGCCACACGGUCCCCCACGCGAAGGACACGAGAGCUGUGCACUGCCAAACACUUCCUUCUUCCCGUCCAACUGUUCGCCCCCUCUGCGUCCGUCACUUGACAACAGCUGUCAGCGAGAUGGAAACUGCCACCAUCACCACCACGCAGACCGCAUUCACCUUUGGACUUAGUGACAGACGCGCCAGCAUCAGCCUGCACGCCCCGGCCCAGGACUGCGCGGUGCCCGCCGUGCACCCCAACGCCGGCGCCGCAGGUUUCCAGAGCAAAGCCAAGGUGCUGAAGAGACAGCGCUCCAGCUCGCCGGAGCUCCUGCGCUGCAAGCGGCGCCUGAGCUUCAACGGCCUCGGCUACUCCAUCCCCCAGCAGCAGCCCGUGGCCGUGGCCAGGCGGAACGAAAGAGAGAGGAACCGGGUCAAGCAGGUCAACAUGGGCUUCCAGACGCUGCGUCAGCAUGUGCCAAACGGCGCCGCCAACAAGAAGAUGAGCAAAGUGGAGACCCUGAGGUCUGCGGUGGAGUACAUCAGGGCUCUGCAGCAACUUCUUGACGAACAUGACGCGGUGUCUGCUGCUUUCCAGUGCGGACUUCCAUCCCCGACACUGUCCAACAGCUACUCCGCAGACCCGGAGUCACCUCAGUCCACCUACUCAUCAGAUGAAGGCGGCUAUGAGCCUCUGAGCUCCGAGGAACAGGAGCUGUUGGACUUCACGACGUGGUUUGACAGGUACUGAGGCUGUCAACUUCCAGAACCACACGGCGGCGUGUGUGCGUAAAAGCGGCUGACUUCUUUAAGACAUGCUGACAGAGACUUGAUAGAGGCAUCAGAUCAGUCUUGCCCUCCGAGCCUCGAAGUGAUCUGUUGCCUCACUCCCUCACCCGGGCUGCUUCUGCAGGAGCAAAGCAAUAGUGAGACAGAGAAAGAGAGAGAGAGAGUUUGUGCGAGAGAGAGAAAGAGAGAGAGAGGGAGCAUCUUGUUGCAUAGAGCAUAAAUAGUCCCCCGAAGUCCCCACGAGAAGGAGGGAGUUGGACUCGGUGACACGUUGACGCGUGGAAGUAAAGAACUGUUGAUGUUGUGUUUGAAUAAGUGCAAUUAAUAAGUGACACAGAGGGUCUGCAGAGACGGUGCUGCAGCUCCACAGGAUCUGUUUGUCACCAGACCAGGACUGCCUUCCUUCAGCUGCCACGUCUGUUGGAAAACACAACAAAGAUGAUGCGUCAACAGACUUUUUUUUUCGUGAUGUACAUUUCCCCCCUCCACCCUCUUUUCAUAACAAAAUUGUACCAUACAGCGAAUUGUUUUAACAUGAAGACAUAUUUUUGUACAUUGAGUCAAACAAACAACGUUCACUGCCACUUUUCUGACAGUGUUUUGACAAGACGAGGCAGUGGGUUGGCAUGUAUGAGUUGUGUGACUGACUGAGCAGCAAUAUCAAGGCUACUACCUGUGACAGAUUGUAGUUUUUUAAUAAUAGGUGGUAAGGAGACAUUUAUUAAUGUAUGCACUUGUUCUCAAUUCUCCCCCUGUAGCCUAAAGUGUAAAUAUUUGAUUUUAACAGAUAUAUUUUGUGUAAAACAAGUUUUAUAAAUAAAGAUGAAUCUAUUUAUAUUA
Amphiprion ocellaris (clown anemonefish) is the source of this 1707-nucleotide messenger RNA. RefSeq names its product achaete-scute family bHLH transcription factor 1b (gene ascl1b). Bases 218 to 829 code for a protein of 203 amino acids. Gene Ontology annotation, biological process: sensory organ development; regulation of neurogenesis; neuron differentiation. The record is from RefSeq and is a predicted model, not a curated record. NCBI's taxonomy places the organism in Eukaryota, Metazoa, Chordata, Actinopteri, Pomacentridae. Gene Ontology annotation, cellular component: RNA polymerase II transcription regulator complex. Gene Ontology annotation, molecular function: DNA-binding transcription factor activity, RNA polymerase II-specific; protein dimerization activity; RNA polymerase II transcription regulatory region sequence-specific DNA binding. The transcript has a single exon.